Molecule: messenger RNA, 2241 nt
Organism: Leishmania mexicana MHOM/GT/2001/U1103
Lineage: Eukaryota; Euglenozoa; Kinetoplastea; Trypanosomatida; Trypanosomatidae
Exons: 1
Coding region: 1-2241 (746 amino acids)
Source: RefSeq, a predicted model, not a curated record
AUGGGGGGCGCACUGUGUAUAGUCAAGCGUCAUGCGAGCAGUCACCGUGCUCAGCCCGUAGCUUCUCAGCCCUUCACUCAAGAGUCAGAUGGCACCUCCAGGGACGUCCUGCGGCUCCGCUCUGCCGCGUCUCCGGACACGCCUGCUGUGCCAGGGCCGCCGGCGUUGAAGAGUGUACGGACAGCGGCGCGGGGUCAUAGCGUAGGGUCGAGUUCGGACAUCACGACGUGCAAAAACUCUGUCAGUAACUACCCGCACUCUGCGCUGGGCGGUUUCGUGCGACCAUUGUUUCCCUCAUCCUCCUCGUCCAUGGUGAACUCGCAGUCGACGCGAGCCCCGCCCCACGUGCCGUCUAUCGGGAUGACGGAAGCCACGGCAACGGCGGUCCCGCACUCCGUGUCCUCGAUUCCGGAGAUGGAGAUGUCCGUGAAUAGCUCUUGUAGUGCCUUCUCCCUGUACUCCGCAGAUAGCUCGGCGCACGAGUUGCCGCUCCCGCCACCACCGCUCCUCGAGCGCGCUACGCCCCUGCAAGCUGUACCAACCACAGCGGCAGCGUCAGCAACGCGUAUAAAAGCAUCCGGCAAUGCUGCACAGUACCCCAGCGACAUUUCGAGCGCGUCUCUCAUGACGACAAGCCUUUUGCCAAACACCGCCACCCCGCCCACGAUGCUGCCGGACACAUCGAUGCCUGUGAGGAACUACUUCGUGCCACAGAACUUCCGCAAACACAGCGGCACGGCUGCGAGUCAAAGCCCUGGCAAGAUGCCAGAGAGCGAUCCUAUGCAGUCGGUUGCAGGAUCCUUCGCGGCAUCGUCUUCAAUGACGGCUACCGCAGCCGCAGCGCACAUCGUGUCCAGUGCCUUGCUUGACUUCAGCUUCGACUCACGUGCUUUUGCCGUCAACAAUGCAGCCACCUCCACGGAGAUACAGCGCCUGGGCGUCCGACUUCGGGAGCUGCAGCGCGGGCACCACGAGCUCGGCGCGGCUAAAGAAGUCUCAGCUCUAUUGUCUUCAAGAAACAGUGGCAGCAACAGCGCCUCAUGUACGCAGAAUCUUUUUGAGAAUGCCUCGAAGGGCAUCAGCGAAGCCCUCCCAGGCGCGUCCACGGCGUGCCUCGAGCUGUCACCGAAGUCGGUCGAGCCUUCGUUGUCCGCGCAGGAGGUUGCACGCAAGCAGCUGCACGACGAAACGGUGAAGUUUGUGAGCCUUAUUCAGGAAAUGCAUGAGGCGCGUGCAGCUGGGCAAGCAGGUUACACGUGGUUUCGCUGGGAACCCGUGCCGCCUAAUACGAGCAGCGGCAGCAGCAGCGGCGGCGGCAGCGGGCCCGGUGAGGUAGGGGCAAGGAGUAGCGAUAGGACUGGUGCAUCGCCGCCGCCGGUCCCGGAAAAGUCACCAUUGUCUGGAAACCGGUGUGAAGAUGUGCCUGUCGGCAACACUGCCAAUUACUUGCGUCACCGCAGUUUGUUGCGCCGGCGUGAUCGAACUUCCACGCGUGUGCAGUGGCUGCCGUUCGAGAUGCGCGAAUCGGACUUUCGGACGGGCACUUCCAUAACACCAGUGUGCUUCUGCGGCUACCAGUCGACAGCGGUGCCCGCCGACGGUGCUGGCGCCACACACGGCUGUGAGCACUAUCCUGUCAUGGGCACGGACGUCCUGACGACACACUUAGAACACCUUCUCGAGGCAGGAGCAUCGUCGGGAGCCAUCCUCUCUGUUGCCGACACUCCGCCACUGCCGUCCGUCACCCCCUUAGCCCGACGCACCUCCACGCUGGGCGCGGAUGUCGACAAGGACAGCACACAUUAUUUCAACGACUCGAAGGGGCCUCUUAGCUCCAGCGCCGGCACCAUGUCCACCUCCUCGCAUUCCUUCUCGAGCGACAGCAUAUCUUUCUGCCCCAUUCACGUUGCCCACCGUCCUGCUAGUAUUCUCGUCUCCGCGAAAGGGAAGCGAUGUGAGAGCGGCAGCUUCCCCUCGCUGCCGCGGCGAUCUCUGUUGGAGCCGACGCAGAUAGACGUGCCGGCGACCGCCACGACUGGGUUGGUCCCUGCAAAGCUUGCUUCAGCACAGUUACCGCCUCUUGACCCGCGGCGCUCAACUGGUGACGGAUCUGCUUGUGAAUCGGGUCGGCGGCUGAUUAUCAGUGCCGGCGUGCCGCACCGCAGGCAGCUGGCCAAGAGAGCGCUGGAGGACAACAAGCUGUUCUUUGAAAUGUUCUCGCGGCAGAAAAGUUUCUCCUAA